CAGAACUGACCCUCACAAACUACUGACACAGUGCUGGACUAGAAGAGCUACAGGGGAAGCAGAGGAAAACCCUGAAAGCAAAACUACAAAAGUAAAACAUCAACAUUUAACAUAGGUUCCAGACAUCAAAGUUUGAAAAGGUAGCUUCCUUGAAAACGAAUCCAUCACUGAAGAAUGGCAUCACGAGCUUUUCAAAUUUCUGCACUGCUUCUGGCUUUUCUGGGUCUCCUCCUUGUACUUGGUACCACUGUGUCCAGUAACUGGAAAAUUUGCAUCACAGUGACAACAUUUACUUGGUUUUAUGAAGGUCUUUGGAUGCACUGCACAACUACUUCUAUGAGCGUAGUUCAGUGUGAGAAAUUCCACUCCUUCCUAUAUUUACACACUUAUAUUCAAGCAUGCCGAGCCCUGAUGAUCUUGUCUCUUGUGUUGGGUGUGUCUGGCACUCUUCUGGCAUUGCUUGGUUUAAGGUGCACUCAGCUUGGGACCGCAACCGAAACCAAAAAAGCAAAGAUUGCCAUGAUAGGUGGAAUGAUGUUCAUUUUAUCAGGUCUCUCAUCAAUGGUUGCUGUUUCAUGGUAUGCAGCAAGGGUCAUGGCUGAAUUUUUUGACUCAUUGUAUGGUGGAACCAAAUAUGAACUGGGAUCAGCACUGUACCUAGGCUGGGCUGGUUCUACCCUUUCAAUACUUGGUGGGAUCUUCUUGACAUGUGCAUCAUGCAAAGGAAAACCAAAGGCCCAAAAACAUGAUUACACCGCUGCACAGAGCACCAGUGAGCCUUGUAUUUACAUCAAGAAAUCUGAGUCAGUCAUACCUGCCAAGGAUUAUGUUUAGAUUAUUUAACAUUUUAUAUUCUCCAACUCAUUGCAACAUCACCACCACCAUCCCUCCACCUUCAGACAGAAAUUUUUCUUCUCAGUACUGAAAGCCACAGCACAUAUAGAAUUUCUGAGAAUGCAUAUGAACUGUAGGGUCAUGGGAAGUGGCCAUAUGAGAAUGCUAGUCACAACAAUAUAGCAUAUCCCCCAAACUCAACUGGGAAUGGCUCUCUUCCCCAGCCCAUUUUGUUAAGGGCACAAUCCUGUGCAUGGCUGACUGGGGAAUGUGGGGAAUUGUAGGACCUUUUCUGGUCAGAACAUGCAUAAGAUUGCAGCCUAAAUGUGUGUUUUUUAUUUUACCAGAACACUGUAAACCUAUGAGAAUUCUCAGGAAGAAUAUUACUGAGAACUGUCCAGAGGGUUUAAUAUUCAGCUGAACAUUGAUAGGUAGUGUCUGAUGAAUGAGUUAGCUCAUCCUGACUAGCUGUCAAGGACUUCUUAAUAAAGCUAUUAUAAUAGUAGUGUUUAUAUAGCUUUGCAAUGCAGCCCUAUGUAUGCCUACACCAGAGUGCGUCUCCUUGUUUGCAGCCUCAAAGUGUUCAAAGUGCUUCAUGCACUUAUCUCAGAAACCUUUACAACAGCCUGUAUGUUAGGCCAGAAUGGCCCCAUAUUGCAGCCAGGGGAGUGAGUGGAGGUGGGGAGUGAGUGGCUGCAGCUGCAGUAGUGGUGAGAUUUGAACUGGGGACUUUCAAGUUCACCACUCUUAGCCACUGCUAUAGGAUCUUUCUGCUGCCAGAUGUGUUAAGAGACAUUUUGGCAAGAAGCUUAGUUACAUUUUUAUAGCAACUUUUUAAGAAUAUAGCAUUGUGCCCUCUGUAGUAAGUAGCUUUUUGUGUUUUAAAAAGCAGACUUUGAAGCCUGAUUAUAAUUGGGGUGGGGGGAAUGGACAUCAUAAUCUUCUAAGUAGAAGAUUGCUUCCACAGCCAAGCUUAGAGGUAUUCCCAAACAGUUGCUUUUUAUUAUGUGAUGUUCCAUCACUCAUCACAUUUCUGGUAGAAUAUGCCAACUCAAGAGUAGAGUACUCUUAGCUGAGAAAAAGAUGAUGUGAUUCUGAGGUAGUUCAGGGCUGGGACUUUGUGAAUGUCCUCCAAACAUUGUUGGACUCCCACUCAUAACAACCUCAGCUAGCGGUAUGUCCAGAGAUCAGAUUAUAGAAACUCGUUCAACAGUUUCUGGAAGUGGAAUUUAGGCUCCCAAUAUAGAUAAAUUAUCAGCUAGAAACAAAAUUAUAAAUAGUCAUAAAAUGCAAAUAAGGAUAAGUUUACUGAGACCAUAAACCCAAACCAACCUUUAUUUUGUAUUCUAGCAAAUAGUUUCAUCUCCCGGAAGUAGUUCUGUAGAUUCCAACACUUCAUUCCUAUGAUCUU
Varanus komodoensis (Komodo dragon) is the source of this 2245-nucleotide messenger RNA. Its product is annotated as claudin-15-like. Gene Ontology annotation, biological process: bicellular tight junction assembly; cell adhesion. The record is from RefSeq and is a predicted model, not a curated record. The coding region runs from base 175 to 834 and encodes 219 amino acids. Gene Ontology annotation, cellular component: plasma membrane; bicellular tight junction. The transcript is spliced from 6 exons. NCBI's taxonomy places the organism in Eukaryota, Metazoa, Chordata, Lepidosauria, Squamata, Varanidae. Gene Ontology annotation, molecular function: structural molecule activity.